This is a messenger RNA of Hyaena hyaena (striped hyena), 2502 nucleotides long. RefSeq names its product G protein-coupled receptor kinase 4 (gene GRK4). Gene Ontology annotation, cellular component: cytoplasm. Lineage: Eukaryota; Metazoa; Chordata; Mammalia; Carnivora; Hyaenidae. The transcript is spliced from 16 exons. Gene Ontology annotation, biological process: signal transduction; protein phosphorylation; regulation of signal transduction. Gene Ontology annotation, molecular function: G protein-coupled receptor kinase activity; ATP binding. The coding region runs from base 680 to 2404 and encodes 574 amino acids. The record is from RefSeq and is a predicted model, not a curated record.
GCACGGGCGGCGACGGGAGCCCUGCAGCUCCCUCUUCUGGGAAGCCGUUGGAGGGAGGCGGCCGCUGUGAGAGUAGGUAGCGGCGGCGGCGGCGGCAGUAGCCGUCGCCGCCGGGGGGUGGGGAGCCCGAGCCAGUGAGCCCCUCCUUGGGGUGGGGCUCGGCGGAGACUCGGGGCGGCCGGGGAGCUGGGCCCUGAGGGGAGCGUUGCCCGUACAAGACUCGCACGAUGGGGCCGAGAGCCCGGGCCCUGGCGCGGCCGGGGUGACCGCAGAGUCCCGCGGCAGCCAGGCUUCCAGCUCCCGUCGCCCCAGCAGCUUCCCCGCUGGAAGCCAGGGCCGCGAGGGCGAGGGCGAGGGCUCCCCCGGCCGGCGCCAGCAGCGUCGGAAGCAGCCUCGGCGUCGCAGGCGGUCCCGGAGGCAGCAAAGCGGGUGGUGGCCGUGGCGGCAGCAAAAGCAGCGGCGGGGACGGAGGCGGCGGCGGCGGCUGGAGGAGCAGCAGCCGGAACCGCGACAGCUGGAGCGGCGGCGGGGCAGCUCCCCCGGGCCCUCUUUGGGGCCCCCCGAGCAGGUGGCGCCCUGCGAGCAAUGCCCGAAGGCGGCGGAGCCCUCUCCCCCUGCCCCUCGCGCCCGCCGGGCCCGGCAGCGGCGGCCGCAGCGGCAGCGGCGUCGGUUUGGGGGCAUGGAGCUCGAGAACUUCUUGGCCAACUCGCUGCUGCUGAAAGCGCGCCAAGGAGGAUAUGGCAAAAAAAGUGGUCGUAGUAGAAAAUGGAGGGAAAUGCUGAAGCUGCCCCUUGUCAGCCAGUGCAGCGAGCUUCGACAUUCCAUUGAAAAGGAUUAUAACAGCCUUUGUGACAAGCAGCCAAUAGGAAGACUUCUCUUCAGGCAGUUCUGUGAUACAAGAAAUGAUCUAAAGAUCUACAUCAAGUUCCUAGAUGCAGUGGCAGAAUAUGAGGUGGCCGAUGACGAGGACCGCAGAAGUUGUGGACAGUCCAUCUUAGGCACAUUCUUCAGUGCCGCCGAGAAGUCGGCAGCCCCUUUACCAGAAGUACCUUCACGUGUUCUGAGAGAAUGUAGGCUGAGACUGAAGGAGAGCCCCUCCAAGGACAUCUUUGAGGAGUGCACCAGAAUUGUUCAUAACUAUUUAAGUGGAGGACCAUUUGAAGAAUACCAAGAAAGCCCCUAUUUUUCUCGAUUUCUGCAGUGGAAAUGGCUGGAAAGGCAACCGAUAACAAAGGACACAUUUAGACAUUACAGAGUUCUAGGAAAAGGCGGAUUUGGGGAGGUUUGUGCCUGUCAAGUGCGAGCCACAGGGAAAAUGUACGCCUGUAAAAAGCUGGCGAAGAAAAGAAUAAAGAGGAGGAAAGGUGAAGCAAUGGCUCUAAACGAGAAGAGGAUCCUGGAAAAAGUGAAUAGUAGAUUUGUAGUUAGUUUGGCUUACACUUAUGAGACCAAAGACUCCUUAUACUUGGUGCUGACCAUUAUGAAUGGAGGGGACUUGAAGUAUCACAUUUACAACCUGGGCAGGCCUGGCUUUGAUGAGCAGAGAGCUAUCUUCUAUGCGGCUGAACUGUGCUGUGGCUUGCAGGACUUGCAGAAGGAAAGAAUUGUGUACAGAGACUUAAAGCCUGAGAAUAUUCUCCUUGAUGACAUUGGGCACAUCCGGAUCUCAGACCUGGGGUUAGCGGUGGAGGUCCCGGAGGGCCGGACCAUCCGAGGAAGAGUGGGGACCAUCGGCUACAUGGCUCCUGAAGUCAUCAAUAAUGAAAACUAUGCAUUUAGUCCUGAUUGGUGGGGACUUGGCUGCCUGAUAUAUGAAAUGAUUCAGGGACAUUCUCCAUUCAGAAAGUUCAAAGAGAAGGUCAAGCGGGAGGAAGUGGAGCGCAGAGUGAAGAAGUACGCGGAGGAGUACUCCAGGAGGUUUUCCGAGGACGCCAAGUCCCUCUGCAGGAUGUUACUCACCAAGAACCCGAAACAGCGGCUGGGCUACAGGGGCGGAGCAGAAGAAGUGAAGGGACACCCCGUGUUCAAGGACAUUAACUUCAAGAGGCUGGAAGCAAAUAUGUUGGAACCCCCUUUCUGUCCUGAUCCGCGGGCAGUGUACUGUAAGGACGUUGUGGAAAUCAACCGGUUCUCCACGGUGCGGGGGGUCUACCUGGACAACACCGAUGGCACUUUCUACGGCCAGUUUGCCACAGGCUGUGUCUCCAUCCCCUGGCAGAACGAGAUGAUCGAAUCGGGUUGUUUUAAGGACAUCAACGAAAGUGACACUGAAGAAUAUGUGGCAUUAGGUCUCGGAGAGAAGCUGCACCGUCCGGUUCCCAAGCCGAAGAGAGGCUUCUUCUACAGACUGCUCAGGAGAGGGGGCUGCGUUAGCGGUGUCCCCAGCGACGACGAGGAGCUGUGACCACGCAGAGCCGCCGCGCCCAGGAGCUCGCGCUCGGUGUUUGACCCCAUCUGUGAACGGCAGUAAACGUGUGACGCCUCGCGAAGCGAGCCUCCCGA